Molecule: messenger RNA, 1990 nt
Organism: Salarias fasciatus (jewelled blenny)
Lineage: Eukaryota; Metazoa; Chordata; Actinopteri; Blenniiformes; Blenniidae
Exons: 5
Coding region: 131-1423 (430 amino acids)
Source: RefSeq, a predicted model, not a curated record
GUCCUGCGGCGAUUAAAUAACACUAUCCAUACCGACGCCACGCCUGGUGGGGAAGUUUGUAACGUGAAGUCCAUGUAGAGGUCGAGCGAGGAGGAACUACCAGGGGUGAGGAGCCUGAUCAGAUGUCCCCAUGUUAAGGUGGAAUCGUCGACCUCUGGCUGGAUUAGAGCCUCUGCUAAGCAAAAGGAAACGCUUGAUCAGUCUGAACACCGUAUGGGACGGAUACCAGACUCACACAAGUGACAGAGCAACACAACAUGUAGCCCCAAAGAGCAUCUGUGAAUCCGAAGCCCUUGAGACCGGUGAUCGGAUUGACUCGACAAGCCUCUCCGAGCAAACCGCCUCUUGGGCUGACACACACAACUCCGUGAAAAGAGUUCUAGAUCACCUCAAGUCAAAACAAGACACUGGUGAAUUUUUCCUCAGCGACACAGUGAACCAGAAAUUUGGGGAGUUUCACCGCAACAUCAGCGACGAAUGCGGUGCAGAGGAUAAGCAGCAUUCGUGGGCCGUUCUUGAGAAAAAGGAGGCGAUCAUCAUGUACGGACCUUAUUAUCCAAACUACAACAAGGGGGAGCACAGCGAGGACACCAUCAUACGACAAACUCAGGAGCUCCUGGAGACCGAAGGCGACCCAGAAGACUGGAAGGUGUACAUUUUCACCAUGAACAGCCCUUGCUUGGCGAGAAACACAGAUCCAUGCAUGCUAAAGCUGGUCCAUAAGGCUCAGGAGUGGUGGCGCUUGUACGGAGUGAAGACUCAUAUUGGCUUUGUAAGAUGCUGGGGCUUCAAAGGAAACAAAGAAAAUGUCUUCAAAGACAUCAGCUACCAACAAGUAGAAUGCAUAAAUCAGAGUGAAGACUUUAAGAGUUACGUUCAAACAGCUGAAAAGGCCUUAACUGAUGCUGAUCCUCUGUGUGAAGCUGUGUUUUGUGUUGCUAAGCGUCUGCUGAAAUCUGAACCAGUCAAAGAGUUCCCAUUAACGACUACGGUGCAGAAGCAGGACCGGAAGAGCUACUGCAAAAGCAUGCACACGAAAUUUGAAAGCAAACCCGAAGAUGAGAGAAAAGUCCUGACGCAGGAAGUGAGAAGAGUGACGGAAGCUGCAGAGGUUCUGCUGUCAGAUCAAACUGGGAGUCUGGAGGAAUACCUAGAAAGAGGAAGCAGGUUUAUACUGGGUCACAGCUUCGCCUCCCAGGUGUGCGGCACCCUCCAGGAUGAAAUGAGGCUGGCUUUCCAGCAGUGCUGGACGGAGAUGGUGCAGGACAUGUACGCGGAGUUCAUCAGGGAGAAGCUGACCGAGGACUUUAAUCACUGCACCAUCCAGCUGUUUAUCCAAGACAUCCUGAAGAUCACAGCAGAGUGUUUACAGAUCGGAAAAGUCGAGCUUUCAGAGGAAGAUCCAAAUGCUUUCAGAUUUUAAACAAUCAAAACGAUAAAGGCACACCACCUCUGGAUGGAUCCAGAAACAAGAAGCCACUAAAGAACUGCUUUUAUUGCACUGAGAAGAUCAGGUUGAAUGGCUACUUGACAUGAGAAUGAUGAUCGAUGGCCUAUGAGUUCACCAUAGUGAAUAUAUUGGCUGUUUUUAAUGAAAAAAAAAGACAUUUCCCACAGUAGAUGUAAUUUUCUGUCACGGCAGAAAAAAGGCACAGAUCCAGUUAAUAACAGCAACGGCAAGCGGCUAUAAAAUGCUAGAUUGUGUAACAUGGAUCCAGCUGUUGCUGAGGAUCUAAUAAUGAUCAAAAGUUGUUGUUUUUUUUUACCGAUCCUUUUUCUGUGGUGAAAUUUAAUUUAAAGCUCUAUGUAGUUUAUACUGAUAAUUUUCAAUUGGAUAUAGAUGUAGAUUAAAACUGUUUCCUGUCACAACUGGAGUACUUCAUUUUCUAUACUACUACAUUUGAAGAACUGAAUAGGAAAUCCCACAGCAGUUUCUCUGGUUUCACUCAAGAUGAAACAUUUUUUUAGCUUUUAAAUGUGCUUCAGCACC